Molecule: messenger RNA, 543 nt
Organism: Bactrocera tryoni
Lineage: Eukaryota; Metazoa; Arthropoda; Insecta; Diptera; Tephritidae
Exons: 4
Coding region: 2-421 (139 amino acids)
Source: RefSeq, a predicted model, not a curated record
AAUGACGUCACAAAAUAAUUGUUUAUUCAAUUCUCUCGAAUGCGGAAGUUCUUCAAUUUUAAGUGGAGAAAAUAUCAAUGUGUCCACCAAUACUUCUCGAAACACCUCCUCCUGGCAGAAAAACAUGGAACAAAGAAUACGGAAGCUAGAGGAAAUAUCGGCGCAGAACACUAUACUCCUGGAGCGGAUUAUUGACAUAUUGCAACCGAAGAAGAUUGAUUUGAUGAUAUUUCCUAUUAAAAACAUAAAUGAUUUAGCAUCUACAGAGUCCUUGCUUUUGAAUAAGCCUGAGGCAGAAAUUGUGGCGUAUCUGAAGCAAAAAUUUUCAAAGAGACCCCUAUCAAACAAUUUGGAUGAAGUGAUUGCGGAGUCCCUGCUCUUAAAAGUGAAUUGGGAUGGAGCCAAAAAAAAGUUGCAUUGAAGAAUUAUGCACUUUUCAAUAAAUUUCUUUACGAGGCCUUAAAAGAUGACUACUCAUACCCUGAUUUUGAGGCAAAGAUCAAAAAGGCGUUUCUCAAAUGUAAGGCUCAGUUCUACAGGAAC